Molecule: messenger RNA, 6368 nt
Organism: Acanthopagrus latus (yellowfin seabream)
Lineage: Eukaryota; Metazoa; Chordata; Actinopteri; Spariformes; Sparidae
Gene: kdrl
Product: kinase insert domain receptor like
Exons: 30
Coding region: 506-4444 (1312 amino acids)
Biological process (GO): protein phosphorylation; multicellular organism development; positive regulation of kinase activity
Cellular component (GO): signaling receptor complex
Molecular function (GO): transmembrane receptor protein tyrosine kinase activity; ATP binding
Source: RefSeq, a predicted model, not a curated record
GAGGACUUGUCCAGGGCGCGCAGGAGAGGCAGGAGCUGAUUUAUCUUGCUUGUUGCGGGCUUCACCAGAGACAAGUCAGAGUCUGGUUCACCAACUCACUCAACUUUUAUUCUUCACCAUCUAUUAAACUUUUGUGUGUGUGUUUGUGUGUGUGUGUGGGUUGGGGGGAGGUGAAGAGCACCUGCCCUCGAGGAUACAGCGGCUCAUCCGUCUCCUCAUUGCGGGAUCGGGAGUUGGAUUACCCAGCUGCGCAGGAGAGCUCCCCUGCGAAAACGCGUCAUGGGCUACAGGAGAACCGCUGCUGCUUCUCGCAUGUACACCUGAGGGCUUGUGUGGAUUUUUACUACAAAGACAAACAAGACUCUUUGAUCUACUGACUUUUUUUUUUUUUUUUGAAAGAAGAAACUUUUUAUAAGUCAGCGGGAAUUAUACACAUCUCUCCAAGGGACUCUUAUUACUUUUCUUCUUACGCGCGGUUUGGAUCGAGCUGAAGACUUCGGGCAGGAUGGUUUCAUCCGGCUGCUUCGCGCUGGUCGUGGUCGUGUUGUGUUGUUCACCACUCACAAAUGGUCAUUCGGAUAAAGACAAAUUGCCAAAGAUUCUGCCAUCUGAGAAUCCCCUCAUUCGUCAUAAGGAUGGUUUGCUGAUCCUCACAUGCAGAGGUCAGGGCGUGCUGCACUGGACACUUGGUGAUCCCCGUCGAUCGAUCUCAUCAGAGGGGGUGAAGGUGGAGCCGUGUGAUUCCAGUCAUCACACUCAUUCACACUGCAGCAGACUGACCAUCACCGACUUGAUUGCCAAUGACACAGGAAGCUACAGCUGUAACUACUCCAAAGAUGGUUUGGACCACAGCACCUCCACUUAUGUCUUUGUCAGAGAUCCUGAGCAACCAUUUGUGGAGUCCCAUGAUCAGACUCCAGACAUCCUGGGAAUCUACAGGUAUGAGACCAGCCUGGUGGUCCCCUGCCGGACGUCUUCUCCUGACACUACUGUAAUCCUCACAGGGUUCCCACCCGCAUCAGAGAAGGUUCCUAAGGAAAUGUCUUGGGAUCCAAAGGUGGGAUUCACGAUUCCCUACGGUCCCUCCACUAUGUAUAAUAUGCUCAUCUGUCACGCCACGGUCAACGGUCGUGAAUUCAAGUCAAUGUACAUUCCUAUGAGACAAACAUCUGUUCUAAAAAAUGUGAAGAUUGACCACGAACGUGUCCGAGUGUUGGUCGGAGACACCCUCGUCCUCAACUGUACUGGUGAGACCACCUACAAUGGAAGAAUCAACUUUACAUGGGAAUUUCCAAGGAAGAAGGAAAAUCGUCAUUAUAUUAACAAGACCAAAGGUAACCCUGCUGACGCUCUUGUAAUGAGCAACAGUUUACACUUGCCAAAUAUCACCAUGGAGGAUAAAGGGAUCUACCGCUGCAGAGCUGAGAUUGAUCCCACAAAACACACAAAUGUCUCUGCAAAAGUCAUUGUCUUCGAGCAUCCAUUCCUCAAUGUCUCCUCCAGGCAUGAGCGACCAAGUACAGUGACUGUCACAGAAGGUAGAAAGAAGCUUGUGUUUGAUCCAAAGGUCAACGCUCUGCCACGAGCAGUAUUGAUAGGGUGGUAUAAGGACGGCGUCCCUAUCAAGAAGAAUUCCACCUGCUACAGGAUGGUUAAUUUCAGCUUGAUGAUCUCUGAUGUCCAGCAGAAGCAUGCUGGGGUCUUCACCAUAAGCCUGGGCAACCAAGCGAAGAGCUUGUAUAGGAAUCUGAGCUACACUCUGAUAGUCCACGUCAAGCCAACCAUUUCAGAGGCGGAGCUACCCUCGGUGAAUGUGCAGACCUACAUGUUUGGCAAGCAGCAUCAGCUAACCUGCACUGCUUACGGGUUGCCCAUGCCAACCAUCACUUGGCUCUGGCAACCGUGUCAAUCAGGCCCCAGCCUUACAGAUUGCAUUGCUGACACCAAGCCAAUCCUGGUCAAUGCUGAUGACAGAGGAAAUAACUCCCACAACUGGAUUAAGAGCAUAAACGUCAAGCGUGAACUGGUUAAAGGAAAAAACAAGACUGUGAGUACCCUGGUGAUCGGAGAGGCUAGCGUGUCAGGAAAAUACUCCUGUGUGGCGAAGAAUGAAGCCGGCCACAGCACAAUGAUGAUUCCUUUCUACGUUGAUGAUCACCCCGGGGAGAUUACCAUCGAGCCUCGGGAAGCGAUCGAGGGAAAUGACGUCACUUUGACCUGUCGGGCAGCUCGCUACCUCUACACAGAUCUGCGGUGGUUGGACUCUUCGAAUCAGACGAUCACAUCCAACGUGUCUGGUCUGCAGCUCAGCAACUACUCCAUUUCUCUCUCUCUCCAUCUGCAUAAUGUGUCCCAAAACAGCACCAAUGGUUACAAGUGUCAAGCAUACAAGCUUUACAAGAAGGUUGAACUCAAGAGAGCUGUGCUUGUUGUGGAUGUGAGAAAACGCCCCUGGCUGAGUCAAAACCUGACAAAUCAAGACGUGAACAGCAGCAGCACCCUGAUGCUGGCCUGCUACGCUCUGGGAGUUCCUUAUCCCAACAUCACGUGGUCCAAAAAUGGUGUUCCAGUGAAAGAAGGACCUGGUAUCACACUGGGAGAGGACGGGGUUCUGACCAUCGAGAGGGUGAAGAAAGACGACGAGGGUCUGUACGAGUGUACGGCCGAGAACAAUGUGGGCGUCGCGAGAACAAGUGCUGUUGUUACUGUGCUCGGGGAUGAAGGGAAGGCAAAUGUGGAGGUCAUCAUUUUGGUGUGCACAGGAGCGGCAGCCACGUUCCUCUGGCUGAUGCUUAUCCUCUUCAUCCGCAAGCUGAGGAAGCAACCAGCGCAGUAUAAGAUGGGUCCAUCUAUCAUCAUCGACCCUGACGAGUGUCCCCUCGAGGAGCAGGGUGAUUUUCUUCAGUAUGACAGCAGCAAAUGGGAGUUUCCCCGUGACCGCCUGCGGCUGGGUAAAACUCUCGGCCACGGAGCUUUUGGAAAAGUGGUGGAGGCGUCUGCCUUUGGGAUUGACAAGCUCUCAACCUGUAAGACUGUUGCUGUCAAGAUGCUGAAAGGAGGCGCUACGUCCAAUGAGCGGAAAGCUCUGAUGUCGGAGUUAAAGAUCCUGAUCCACAUCGGCCAUCACCUGAACGUGGUCAAUCUGCUGGGAGCCUGCACGAAGCCUGGAGGCCCAUUGAUGAUGAUAGUGGAGUUUUGCAAAUAUGGCAACUUGUCCAACUACUUGAGAGGCAAGAGAGACGACUUCAUUGUCUACAAGAGCCAGGACGGUAAGGUGGUGUCAUCGGGAUCGGGCUGCGAGCUGAGCGAGCUGAUGAAGCGCCGCCUGGAGAGCGUAGCCAGCACCGGAAGCUCAGCCAGCUCCGGCUUCAUCGAAGAUAAGAGCUACUGCGACUCAGAGGAAGAGGAAGAAGAAUCGGAGGAUUUAUAUAAGAGAGUCCUGACACUGGAAGAUUUAAUUUGCUACAGUUUCCAAGUUGCAAAAGGCAUGGAGUUCUUGGCCUCACGCAAGUGCAUCCAUCGUGAUUUAGCCGCACGAAACAUCCUCCUCUCUGAGAAUAAUGUUGUGAAGAUCUGUGAUUUUGGACUGGCCAGAGACAUCUACAAAGACCCGGAUUAUGUGCGCAAAGGAGAUGCUAGACUGCCGCUCAAGUGGAUGGCACCCGAGGCCAUUUUUGACAAAAUCUACACGACUCAGAGCGACGUUUGGUCCUUCGGUGUCCUCAUGUGGGAGAUCUUCUCUCUGGGCGCCUCCCCGUACCCUGGUGUCCAAAUUGACGAAGAGUUUUGCUGCAGGCUGAAAGAGGGGACCAGGAUGAGAGCACCAGAAUACUCUUCCUCUGAAAUAUAUCAGACCAUGUUGGACUGCUGGCAGGGGGAGCCACUGGAGCGACCGACCUUCACUGAGCUGGUGGAGAGGCUGGGAGAUCUGCUUCAGGCCAGUGUGCAACAGGAGGGGAAGCACUACAUACCCAUCAACACAGCCCUGCUGGCCAAGGUGGGAGACCCGUCCAACAGCGUGCUGUCAGAGGAGACGACCACUCGACCCGCUUCACACCGCGACUCAGGGAGCACCUGGAACAUCAAGAUCCGUCCUGCUAGUGUGAAAACCUUUGACGAGGUAACCAUGGAAAACGGGACAAAUGAGAACCACGGGGGCGGUCACUCAGACAGCGGGAUGGGCCUCUCGUCCGACAACAUCGAGACCCUGAAGCGCCUCGAAUCGUUGGCAGGCCGACCUCUGAGCAUCAUGGCUCUGGCGAUGAAGGCGGUGAGUAAGAGCAAAGAGUCUGUGCUGAGCGACUCGGAGAAGGAGAAGUUCCCCCCUCCGGUCGCCUCUCUGGACUUCAGUUUGGACGACUCGGCCUUGGACGCCGGUCUUGAGUGUCACAGCCCGCCGCCUGACUACAACUACGUGGUGCGCUACUCCACCCCUCCUGUGUAACCUCCUGCUCCGCCCCGAGAGAAUCUGACCGGCAGCCUUGAAGCCUUUUGCGUCGUUCUCCUCUGUUUUGGCUCUUAUCUCUGGACUGUGGUGAAGUUUGAGAGGAAAACACGUGACAUUCCCUCUGAAAGUGUUUAGAAAAGGACGCUCUGAAAUGAAUCUGCUCGACUGUUAACUUCUGCAUCUGCCAACUUCCAGGGCGUCUGCUGUGCAGCAGAAAGGAAACCUGCAGACUGUUGAUUCUUUUCCAGUUUUCAGACGUAGGCUGACAUUAAUGCUGCUGGUUCGUUCCACGUUCACUGUGAUAUAUCUAACAGCUGAAAACAGGCUCAGGUAUUUCUUUCAUCUACUGUGAAAACAAACCACGUGAUUCCAACUUUACCACAGAUCUGAAUAAACUACAACCUUUGAUGAUGAAGGAAAAAGAGACGAUAGCUGAGUUUGUAAUGAUUUAUUUUAUUAAAAAAGUAAAAACUGGAAAGAAAUUUGUGGAAAAAAAGGUUACAGAGAAGAUAUUUUUUUGUAAUGUAGCUUCAUAGGAAGGUCAGCCAAAAUUAAGCUUUGCUCAAAGCAACAAAACAUUCGUAUUUUCAAAGUCAAAGUCUCUUAUUGGGGGCGUCAUCGCUCCUUUAAAGUGGUGGAUGUUUUUUGAAGCUCUCCGGGUUGUGGAAAAAAAAAAAAUCGCAAGUAAUUGGAGGGAACAGGGUAGAGCUGAGAGCAAGAGCUCGACCAUGAGAGCAUUUAAAUGUAGAGUUACUGAACAUGUAGAUUUCCUCCUCCUGCCCCAGUCUGCUAGUGAAAAAGUCGUGUUUGUCAGGUCAAAGUAUAAAUGAGGUGAGAAGAGAUGAGAACAAGUCUUCGUAGGAACAGUUUAUUCAAAAAAGCACUAGUUAAAAAAUGAAUUGUGUAUUUAUUUAGAUUGUAAACACUGUUACUUAGUAAUCCAGUUCGGUUUCAUGUGAAAAAAAAAAAAAAGGUAACCAAAGGAUUUUCAAGCUCAGUCUUCCUGAUACAUCCCAAAACAUUUCACUCCACUCCAGAUGUUUAUGCUGUGUUGUGCUGCUGUAAAGCUGAGGGGAACGUGCGCCUGCAGAAAACACGUACAUGGAUAAAGUUUCCUUGGUCUCGUGCUAAGUGUGAGCAAAGCUUGCAGGGCAAGCUCCAAAAAAAAAAAAAAAACCUUAGCACCAGACUGCUUCAGUUCACUGUUGUGUUAUUUGUCAACAUGUACAAAAUCUCCUCGUUGGAACAGCAUUUUAUUGUCUUUUAAAGUAUUGUUGACCGGACCUUGUUCACGCUCGUGUUUGCGUACACGCACCCUGUAGAGACGCAGCUAGUUUUUGCUUUUCGACCACUAAAGAAAACAGUAUUGAAGUAUAUGAAGUGGAUUUACUUUGUUGUUUUGUUUGUUACCAGUUUGUUUUGUUCAUGCGGAGAGGACGUGAUCAUGCACUGAUACUUUAUAUCAAGUAUAAUUUGUGUAUUCUAAAAGGUAUAUUAUUGUGAAACAGUGUUGAGGGUCACAAGUUACAAAAAGUUUUUUUUUUUUUUAUUUAACUCUUAACUACAUAGUAGGAAAUUAACAUUUGCAGUAUUUGUCAUAUUAUUUCAUACCAUCCUAACAUCAUAACAAUCAUCAUGUUCACUUCUUACAUUCCUGUGUUGAGUUUAACUUUAGUUACUGCUUUCACAAUGACACUGAGAGGUUUUGAAAAGAGAAGUGUGUUUUCAAUUUAACUGCAUUUCUUCACUCAGAACCAGUGUGAGUAAUGAGACCCUGCAGCGGCUCACAUCCUCCAAAAUGUAUCUGUUUUCUUCCUGUAGUGUGCCUAGAGGUUAGUGUGAUGAAAGUCAUGUUCCCCAACACUGUUAACUGAGCAUAUGAAGUAAAUAAAUGAAUAAAGAUUUAUAUAUUUAUACAUUA